AUGGCCGAACCUAUGGACGUAGACGCACCCCAGCAGGUGCCACCGCCAGCGCCCAAGCCGAAGAACGCGAUGGAGGCGAUGAUGGCGAACGCGAAGAAGGGGAAGGGGAAGGAGACUGAUGCGGCGCAACCGGCGGUACUCGAUGAUGGAUUGCCUUGGGUGGAGAAAUAUAGACCUGUAUCGCUCGAUGAUGUGGUAUCGCACAAGGACAUUACGGGGACCAUUGAGAAGUUUCUUGACGCUGGUCGUCUACCCCAUCUUCUCCUCUAUGGCCCUCCUGGUACCGGUAAAACCUCUACUGUUCUCGCUUUGGCCAGAAGACUCUACGGAACAGCAUACAAGAAACACAUCCUCGAACUCAACGCCUCAGAUGACCGUGGUAUCGACGUCGUACGUGAUCAGAUCAAAAACUUUGCCAUGACCAAGGUCUUGUUCUCGAAGGGAUUCAAAUUGGUCAUUCUGGAUGAAGCAGAUAUGAUGACACAAGCUGCUCAAUCGGCGCUUCGUCGAGUCAUCGAGCAGCACACCAAGAACGUUCGAUUCUGUAUCCUCUGCAAUUAUGUCAACAAAAUCACCCCCGCCAUUCAGUCACGUUGUACGCGUUUCAGAUUCUCGCCUUUACCCGAGAGCGAAGUGAAGAUCAGGGUAGAUGAGAUCGUGGCGAAGGAGGGUGUGACUAUGACCAAGGACGGAGAGGCGGCUUUGCUCAAGCUUACGCGGGGUGAUAUGCGACGUGCUCUCAAUGUUCUUCAACAGGCAUGCCAUGCUGCUUAUGACAUUGUCGACGAGGCUGCCGUGUACAACUGUACCGGUAAUCCGCACCCCAAGGACAUUGAGCGUGUGGUGAAGAGCAUGCUGCAGGACGAGUUUGGAAGUGCAUAUGAUGCCAUCACAAAGCUCAAGAUCGACAAAGGUCUCGCUCUGCAGGAUCUCAUCGCAGGUGCCUACGAUUUCCUGGAUACCGUGGAACUGCCAAAGCAGAGCAGGAUAUACCUGCUGGACCACCUGGGGAGCACCGAACACCGGUUGUCGCUGGGAGGGUCUGAGAAGAUGCAGUUGACGGCGCUGCUGGGGGCGUUCAAGGUGGCCGUCGAGCUGUCCCAGAAGCAGAUAUAG
Messenger RNA from Cryptococcus wingfieldii CBS 7118, 1116 nucleotides. Its product is annotated as replication factor C subunit 3/5. Gene Ontology annotation, cellular component: Elg1 RFC-like complex; Rad17 RFC-like complex; DNA replication factor C complex. The record is from RefSeq and is a predicted model, not a curated record. The coding region runs from base 1 to 1116 and encodes 371 amino acids. Lineage: Eukaryota; Fungi; Basidiomycota; Tremellomycetes; Tremellales; Cryptococcaceae. Gene Ontology annotation, molecular function: DNA binding; DNA clamp loader activity; ATP binding. Gene Ontology annotation, biological process: DNA repair; DNA-templated DNA replication. The transcript is spliced from 10 exons.